UUAUAUUAUUACUAUAAAAAUAUUAAAUUAUUUGAACAAUGAGGAACAUCAAUGAAUACCUCCUGAUGAUUAUAGGAAAUUUUCUCGAAAUCAGGGAUAUCCUUAAACUCUCAGCUACCUGAAAGAAAGCCAAUCAUGUAUUUAGGGACUACUUUGAGUUAUAUAAGAGAGAAUGUAAGAGACGCUAUAUAAACCCAUGCAACUGCUUUAAGAAUCAGCUAAUGUCGAAUAAAUCAGACUCUAAAGAUGUAAAUAACGCUCAUGAUCCAGGAUUUUUAUGAAAGGACGACACCACCAAGGUGUGGAAGGACCUAAUCCUCGAAGGGCUCUCACUGGAGCAUUCUUGGAGCAAGGGAAACUACCUGACAACUCACUUUGAUCCAGAGAUAAUAAAAUAUUUAGGUGAAGCUCUGAUUGGUAUUUUAAGAACUCCAGAUCUGACAGUGCCAGCCUUGAUAAAACAUGAUCCAAAUGUUGACCUGCACUCUGUGUACUCCCAAUACCUUUAUGAGUACCUUUUUAGGAUGAAUGACGUCUAUUGAGGGAAAAGGCCAGCUGCCGCAUUUACUUUUUUGUCAGAAAAAGAGGACUUCAUUCAAAAAUCAUUCUUAAAUUUAAAAGAAUUAUCGAAGAAAGAUUACUACGAUUCUCUUGCGUAUGAGAUUAAGUCUCUGGACGAGACCCAGAUUUUCUUUAAUUUGAGGUGGUAUUGUUCCAGCCCAAAAUUUAGUUCUUUCUCAACUGAAUCCUCAUAUGCAUCAACACAGUUCACGACCCAGCUAUCCGAAGUGAUUGGCGCCAAGGAGGUAAAGUCUGAGUUGGCCUCCUUGCUUCUUCUGAUCCAUGAGACUAUGACCUUCCACUGCAAACUCACCUACGAGAUGAUUGCUGAAGUGGAGGACCAAUUCAGAUUCUUGCAAGAAUACAACAAGAGGUGGAAUGCUUUCGUUGCAAGCAUGGUGAAGCUCGAUGAAAUGCUAAUUCCCUUGAACAUAACGGUCAGCAUGGUUUACAGGAAACUCUUCCCUGGAUUUGAGUUCUGCCCCCAGUUCUCUUUCCUUAGGUUCUUUCUCUCUAUAUGGCGUAGAGAAGUCUACAACAAUUUAAAAGACACCAUCGAAGAUUACAUAGUGCUCAUUCUGAAAAAAUUUCACAAGGAUUGUUUGAUCUACUGCCAGGAGGAGAAAACAAUCAGGAAAGAAAAGAAAUGCAAUAGGACUUCUCUUUCUGACUAUUUCAGCAAGAGCCAGAGAGGUUCAGAAACUGGUGAGGGGUUCAAAUCCAUGCUCAACCCAAGGCUUUCUGAGAUUAAUGUAAAGGCGAAAGACCUCAAAAGCAGCUUCUGCGAUGCAAAAAUGGAUAACCAAGAUGAAGAGCUUAGCUAUCUUCUUGAUAUAGAUAUGAUGUAUGGCAAGGAGUAUGACUCCAAUAUCCCUAGCAUCGGAAGAGAGGGAAAGGAGUGCUUCAAACAAACCAUCAUUGACGUUAUGGAUCUGAGCAUGAAUGAGUUCUCAAUGCACUACAUUCUUCACUCAGAGAAUGAGUACAUGACCCCUUUCACAGAUUUAAAAAAGAGAAUUGAGGAAGAGCUUUUCAAAUUCUAUAAAACAUCGUGUCAAAAGAUUCCAUUCAAAUUAUGGAGUGAAAUCAUUGAAGAGCACUCCAUAAUUUUGUCAGACAUCCUGCCAGUGUCUCUCUUGAAAGAACUGAACAAGCACAAGUUCAGCUUUGUCAAGAAAUACACUAAGAAUAGGAUAAAGGUGCAGCUAGAAAAAUAUUCGAAAGCUACCAAAAAGCUGAAAAAGACGGAGGAGAAUGCAAAGAUGAUUGUAAUGAACGCUCAUUCUGACAACCAUGAAGGAACUGUUCUCAACAGGGAAGCCUACCUGGAAUCUACUGUCGCAGAAUUCUUGGACACUCCUUUCCAUCAAUAUUUGGUUUCUUGACUAAAAAGUCGGAGUAACAAGAGCACUAUCCUCUCUCUCUUAGCUCACAUUAAGGAGAAUGAAGUGGAUAUUAUGAAUGUCUACAAUGAACAUUUUCGGGUGAACGCCAAGUUCGAGUCCACUCUGAAGUCCAAGAAUAACAGGAUCCAGAGAUAUAAGGAGCCAAGAGGGUUCCCACUGAAUCUUCCAGCCAGUGAGAGUGCUCUAUACUCCAUGGAUCACGACAUCACCCUCCAGCUUCUAGAAAAAUUCAGGACCGAGAAGGAAUUUGAGAUGAAACAAAAUCUCCACAACAAGGAAGAAGACGAGCACUGUCUUGAUAAUAGCUUUGGUGCAGACAGUUGUGAAGACGACAUGCCAUUCGAUUUUGAUCUCACUCGAGAAAGGUGCUCGAACACUGAGAAAAGAACAUUCAAAUUUGAGCCACUCUCCACGUUGAACUUGGUGAAAGGCAGCAAAGAAGUCGAUAUUGACAUGGAUAUCGAAGAAGCAAAGACUGAGAGGGAGAAUGUACGAGAGGAAAAUAAGAAUAAUUUCGGAAGCAUCAGUUCUCUUUUCAAAUCUUCCAAUGCUGUUGACCAGACACAACACCUCAGUCCUUUUGAUAGUUGUGAGUCCGAAGGACUCAGGCUUCAAAGAACGAGUAAUAUAUCUUGAACAGCAACCUUGCCUGACAACCAAAUGUUAAGAUUCUCAGACCUUGAGAAUAUGGACGACGAAUUUGACAUGAACGAUAUCCCAGAGAGUCUCAGUUUCAAAAGAUGAUAGACACUGGGCGUAAACAAAGUGCCUAACUUUAAGUUUUAUGUUAAGUUCUUAGCAUAAAGAAUUCUUCAAUGGGAGGCACUCUAAGAAACUCUCUUGCAGAGACCAAGAAUAAAUUGUAUUCCUAAUAAUUAUAUAAUUUAAGGGUAAUCAAUCAUUCUUGGC
This is a messenger RNA of Moneuplotes crassus, 2876 nucleotides long. NCBI's taxonomy places the organism in Eukaryota, Ciliophora, Spirotrichea, Euplotida, Euplotidae. The record is from the annotation of a GenBank genome assembly.